Messenger RNA from Colletotrichum scovillei, 1196 nucleotides. RefSeq lists its product as uncharacterized. NCBI's taxonomy places the organism in Eukaryota, Fungi, Ascomycota, Sordariomycetes, Glomerellales, Glomerellaceae. The transcript is spliced from 4 exons. Bases 153 to 1196 code for a protein of 347 amino acids. The record is from RefSeq and is a predicted model, not a curated record.
CCCCAUCAACAUAAAACUGAAGUCCUCUACUCUCAAGUUGUCUGAUCCCUCAUUGCACGGCGAAUAUUACCUUGUGGUGCGAAUUUGCUGUUCAUCAAUACCAAGUCGCGUCAUCUCCGCGAGGUAGAAUCGGCUUCUAGGUUGCCUUUGGCAUGGAGAAGAGAAAGCCUAAGCAGGCCGAUCCUUUGGGUGAAAAUGUUCAGCUUGAUGAAGCUGUUUUGGCCAAGCUUCCAACAGGCUGCAAAGUACUGUCGGUAGCCCCGUCAGGCCAGAGUCUUUGGGUGGCCACAGUCAAGAUUGUGGUUCAACAGGAAGAUGGGACGAUAAGCGAGUAUUUCAAGAAGGGAGCUCCAGGUGCGGUUGGAGUAGAUAUGAUGAAAGGCACAUUCGAAGCCGAGAAUGCUCUUUACACAUUCGCUCCAGGCCAGGUUCCGAAGCCGAUCGGGUGGGGGACCUAUGCGAGUGACCCGGACACGCAUUUCUAUCUUUGCGAGUUUGUGGAAAUGUACGACGACCUCCCUGGCGCUCGAGAUUGGGCGACUUCUGUGUCGAAUCUUCACCUCAACAGCAUGGGCAAAUCCCCGACAGGGCAAUUCGGUUUCCAUGUCACUACCCAUCUCGCCAAUGUGCCAGUCGAUAAUACAUGGAACUCUUCUUGGGAAUCGUUCUGGAGACAGCAGAUGAAGAGCCUUUUCGAUCAGGACGACCGUGUCCACGGAACGGAUUACGAGUUGACCGCGCUCAAGACCGCGUUUCUCAAUAAGGUGAUACCGAGAUACCUUGGCCCACUUGAGUCAGAGGGACGAUCUAUCAAGCCUUGCCUCAUCCACUCCGAUCUAUGGCCUGGCAACAUCAAGCCUAAGACGUCCACAGACGAAUUGUGCUUGUUCGACGCAUGCGCAUAUUGGGGACAUAACGAAGCCGACAUUGGUAUCUGCCGAAACCCGAGAUACAAGCUUGGUCAGCCGUGUAUCCGCGAAUAUCUCAAAAGGGUGCCAGCGUCCGAACCCGCAGCGGAUUUUGAAGGCAGAAACGCAGUGUACGCGAUGAAGUUCCAUACGCUACUGUCAGUCAUGUACUCCAAAGACAAAAGAUUUAGACAGACGCUCAGGAAUGAGCUAGAGGAGAUCAUCGGGAAGAUGGGGCUAUCAAUGUCUGUUGAAGAUGAUGAAGGAGACCCGAUCUUGAAACUGUGA